AUGGAUCAUGCUUUUUAUGAAUUUGGGUCGAAUUCAAUUCAUCGUCUUGAAUUUUCUGUAGAACUUUAUGCAUUGGGCAUUGAUGCGCAAACGGAAUCUGUAAUGUCUGGAGAGGCUUCAUAUGGCCUUAAAGAAAAUAACGUGACAAAAUUCGGCUUAAAUGUCAGGAAGAAUGAGAAAAAUGGGUUCCCAAGGCGACUGAAUCGUGGAAUAUCUAAGUUUUUUGUGCAGCUCCAAAGUUUUGUUAAGUUACGGCUGAGCAGAUUAGCUAAACAGGAUGGAAUGAAUUUGGUGAGAUCUGCCCAAAGAAAUGAGAACAAGUCUUUCAGUUACUCUGAAGCUGAACUUAAUGAGCAGCUACAAGCAUGGAGAGAAAAUCCAACUUGGGUCGAUAGGCCACCAUUAAUAAAGGUCACUGCUCCUAAAGGUUCUCUUUGCAACCUCAAUGCAGAAGUUGAUGUUGGGCUGCCCCCUGAUGCAGUAUAUAAUAUAGUGACAGAUCCUGAUAAUAGAAGAGUUUUCAAAAAUAUCAAAGAAGUGAUAUCCAGAAAAGUUUUGGUUGAUGAGGGUCAUAGGCAAGUGGUAGACCUCGACCAAGCAGCCAUUUGGAAAUUUCUUUGGUGGUCCGGGACUAUUUCGAUUAAUGUUUUGGUAGAUCAAAACAGGGAAGACCACUCUAUGAAGUUCAAGCAAACCAAGACUGGAUUCAUGAAAAACUUUGAGGGUUGCUGGAGGGUAGAGCCUUUAUUUGUUGAUGAAGCAAUCUGCCAUCCCUUUAAGCCUAUGACAAAGGAAGACUAUAAUGCAUGUACAAGAGGCAAAGGAAGAAUUGGAUCUAAAGUUAGCCUGGAACAAAUACUCCAGCCAGCAAUUGUCCCUCCUCCUCCCAUUUCAUGGUAUUUGAGAGGAAUUACUGCCCGGACAACUGAGAUGCUUAUAAAUGAUAUGCUUGCAGAGACUGCUAGAAUCAGAGGAGGAUAUGAGGCUGAAAAGUCCAAGACAGAGGAGCUGCAUGGAAAAUCUGGUGAAAAGGUGGACCUGGUUGCUAACUCAAAUGAUAUUAAAGAAAGAUGGAUUUUGCGUAGAAAAAAUGCGAAGCAGAGUCAUAGAAAACAGCUGACUGCUAAGUAA
Messenger RNA from Sphenostylis stenocarpa, 1131 nucleotides. The record is from the annotation of a GenBank genome assembly. NCBI's taxonomy places the organism in Eukaryota, Viridiplantae, Streptophyta, Magnoliopsida, Fabales, Fabaceae.